CCUUGCCGAUUCUUCGUGAUGGGACCCGAAGUCGUCGUGCACGUUGACAGUGCUGUGCGGGGUGAAAAGGAAGAUCAGAGUCAAAAGCGCUCUGAAGCAUCAGGAUCGAGCAGUGCGGCACCUUUGACUGGUGGUGGAAAAGGGGGAUAUCUUGACCACAGUGGCAGCAGCGCCUCAGCUGGAGUGAUCCCUGAGGGACCCAAAGAAGAAGAGAAGCCGCUGAUUCCGUCAGUGCAUGAAGGCGAGAUGUGGGACGUGAUCGAGGACGAUCAAGGCCCGGAGAUUCAGCCGGAGGUUGAAUGAAGCCGAUGUUGAGGACCCUCCUG
This is a messenger RNA of Durusdinium trenchii, 326 nucleotides long. NCBI's taxonomy places the organism in Eukaryota, Dinophyceae, Suessiales, Symbiodiniaceae. The record is from the annotation of a GenBank genome assembly.